AUGAUACUACUCAAUAUUCUUACGCAAAUGAAAAAUAAAAAGACAAAAUGUGAGACGAAUGAUCCUAAUGCAGAAAAUCUACAACUAAGAAACAAUAGUGAAAAUUUUUCCUUCGAGUUUUUUCCCCCUUCUGAUAAUAUUAAUAAAGAGCUUGAAGACAACGACGAAGAAAUUAAAUUUGAUCUAAAAAACAUUUCAAUAGAGUUGAAGCGUGAACCAAAAGCUAAGUGGGAAGUUGGUUGUACUUGUAUAACAGAUAGAUUUCGCCAGUAUCAAAAAGAUAUUCUCAAGAAAGCACAGAGAGAAGGUUUAAAAUAUGAUAAUAUUUACGAACUUCUACACUUGGUUGGCGGAGACGUUUUUAUGGAUAGUGUAAAAUCUCAAUUGAACAGAAUAGUCGCAUCCAUGUUCAAUAAUCUAUAUUAUAGUAUUCCGGAAGUUGCCCCAUCAAAGCUAUCCGAGGAGGAACAUUGUGAUAUGUUCAUAUAUCCAAUUACUCGUUCGUUUCAUCGACCCGAAAAAGAAUAUGAACUUGGAUUAAAUCGUGCCACCGCAAGAUCAAAAACAAGACCCGAUCUUUCGUGUUUAGUGAAUGGUGUGGCAAUCUUAAACUCAGAGUUUAAGCCAUUGGGUUUCACACCAUUACAAGGAAAAAAGGAUAGGUUGAAAGCUCAAUUGAAAGGGAGAAAAUCAAUAAACCAACAAUUAGAAAGAAAGGGAGGUCCAGGCGAAAGUGCUAUAUUUUUAAACCUCGGUGAUUCGAUGGAAUCCUUUAUUAUGGAUCUAAAAUUUGACGGUUUAUACCGUUCCUGGCUGUUUCUCAAAACAAAGGUGGUAGUCGACAAAUCUGCAAUUCCGUUAGCAGAAUUCGCGAUAAGUCAUUUCGUUGCUUUGGAGAAUUUCAAAUAUCGAAGUGAUCAAUUUACACCACCUACACAAAUGUCUUAUAUUCGCAAACUUCCAGAUACGCCACAAGAAAAAGAUACUGCACAUGAUGGGUUUGAUUUUUCAGAUGUUCCAAGCUAUGCAGAUGCAAAACUUAUUCAAGAAGAAGAAAGUUUAAGCAAAUUAGAAACAGUCUAUCAACAUUAUCUUAUGAAGAAGCUGGAUAUUUUUGUUUCCAAAUACCCAAGCAUGCAACUGAAACAUGUAGAUACUCACCAGAAACCUAUUCUUAAGGGACAAAAACCAGAUAUUAUCUUCUAUUUGCAAGAUCGAGCCAUCUCAAAUAUCAAUAUUGUUUCUGUUUUAGAGAUCAAAGUCACUGAAAAAGAGGAUGAAUGGGUGAAAGCCACAUCUCUUGCAGAAUCACAAGGAGGCAACAGGGAUUUGACAACUUGUCAUCAUAUUCAAUUCAUUAAAGCUGUAUUGACUGAAAAUAAUGAUACCUAUUUCUAUAUAACUGGUAUCCUUCCAUUUAGAAAAGUUGGAUCCCAUUAUCUUGCACACUUUUGUUUAUCAACAUCAGAACUUCUUGGAUUUUCACUUCCAACAAUUAAAUAUCAAGAAAAAAUAUUUGAGGCGACAGAGAUACUUGGAACUGGCGCAACAAGUACUGCUUACUUACUUGGAAAUGAUUAUGUCUUAAAGGUUUAUAAGCCUAUUUAUGCUGAUAUUUUCAAUUUUGAAAGGGAGGUGGUGUGA
Molecule: messenger RNA, 1644 nt
Organism: Entrophospora sp. SA101
Lineage: Eukaryota; Fungi; Glomeromycota; Glomeromycetes; Entrophosporales; Entrophosporaceae
Source: the annotation of a GenBank genome assembly